Messenger RNA from Pseudophryne corroboree (corroboree frog), 3014 nucleotides. It is a transcript of the gene RPA1, whose product is annotated as replication protein A1. Lineage: Eukaryota; Metazoa; Chordata; Amphibia; Anura; Myobatrachidae. The coding region runs from base 137 to 1954 and encodes 605 amino acids. The record is from RefSeq and is a predicted model, not a curated record. Gene Ontology annotation, molecular function: single-stranded telomeric DNA binding; damaged DNA binding. Gene Ontology annotation, biological process: meiotic cell cycle; nucleotide-excision repair; telomere maintenance via telomerase. Gene Ontology annotation, cellular component: DNA replication factor A complex; nucleus. The transcript has 17 exons.
ACGUGGGAUUUGGCGCCAGGUUGAGUGCGCCAAGUCAGGCAGCAGCGGUUGUGUGGAGGCGGGUACAGCGCGGGCAUAGUGGUACCAUUACCCCCUUACCUGCUCAGCACCUGCCGCAACAGGGCACUCUGUCACGAUGGCGAUGCCGAAGCUGAGUGAGGGCUCCAUACCGGCUAUUUUGCAAGGAGAUUCAUCAUGCAAGCCUAUUUUGCAAGUCAUUAAUAUUCGUCCAAUCAAUACUGCUAACGGUCCUCCUCGAUAUCGGUUGCUGAUGAGUGAUGGGAUACACACACUUUCUUCUUUUAUGUUGGCUACUCAGCUGAAUUCUCUUAUGGAUGAGAAUCUCCUUGCAACAAACUGUAUCUGUCAGGUCUCACGGUACAUUGUAAACAACUUGAAGGAUGGAAGGAGAGUGAUUAUAGUAAUGGAGAUGGAAGUGCUGAAGUCAGCUGACUCUGUCCCAGGAAAGAUUGGGAAUCCACAACCAUACGUUGAUGGACCUGCACCUCCGCAAUCAGCUGCUCCUGCACCAGCACCACCAAGCAAGCCCAUGUACAACCCUGCGCCUCCCUCUUCUACGAACAGAGUAUUAUCUAAAACAUUUGGAGGAGGGGGUGUACACAGUACCCCUGGUGGUACUCAGUCUAAGGUGGUGCCAAUUGCAAGUCUCAACCCAUAUCAGUCAAAGUGGACGAUACGUGCUCGAGUUACCAACAAAGGUCAGAUUCGUACGUGGAGCAACUCCCGUGGGGAAGGGAAGCUAUUCUCAAUUGAAAUGGUGGAUGAGAGUGGUGAGAUCCGGGCUACUGCUUUCAAUGAACAGGCUGACAAAUUUUUCUCUCUUAUUGAAAUGAAUAAGGUCUAUUACUUUUCAAAAGGAACUUUAAAGAUUGCUAACAAGCAGUAUACGGCUGUAAAGAAUGACUACGAGAUGACUUUCAAUAGUGAGACCUCUGUUAUUCCUUGCGAUGACUCCUCUGAUGUCCCCACGGUGCAAUUUGAGUUUGUUCCUAUUUCUGAGCUUGAAAACAAGAGUAAAGACACACUAUUAGAUGUCAUUGGAAUUUGUAAGAGUUUUGAAGAUGUCACUAAGGUGACUAUAAAAUCAAACAACAGAGAAGUAUCAAAACGAGCUAUUCAUUUAAUGGAUUCAUCAGGCAAAGUGGUUUCAACAACUCUGUGGGGUGAAGAUGCAGAUAAAUUUGAUGGCUCUAGACAACCUGUUGUAGCAGUCAAAGGAGCGCGACUUUCUGAUUUUGGAGGGCGGUCCCUGUCAGUCUUGUCAUCCAGCACUGUCAUGAUAAAUCCAGAUAUUCCUGAGGCAUUCAAGCUCAGAGGAUGGUUUGAUUCAGAGGGCCAGGUACUGGAAGGUACGUCUAUCUCGGAGUCUCGCGGAGGUGUGGGAGGAGGGAACACAAACUGGAAGUCCUUGCUGGAAGUCAAAAAUGAGAACCUGGGCCACGGGGACAAAGCUGAUUAUUUCAGCAGUGUGGCUACAAUUGUGUAUCUUCGGAAGGAGAACUGCUUGUAUCAGGCCUGCCCUUCCCAGGACUGCAAUAAAAAGGUGAUAGACCACCAGAAUGGACUGUUCCGCUGUGAGAAGUGUGACCAGGAAUUUCCCAACUUUAAAUACCGCCUCAUUCUUUCUGCCAACAUUGCAGAUUAUGGGGAGAAUCAGUGGAUCACGUGUUUCCAGGAGUCGGCGGAAGCCAUUCUUGGGCAGAAUGCAGCGUAUCUUGGAGAUCUGAAAGAAAAGAAUGAACAAGCAUUUGAGGAGGUAUUUCAGAAUGCCAACUUCCGAUCUUACACCUUUAGAGUUCGGGUCAAGAUGGAGACAUACAAUGAUGAAUCCCGUAUCAAGGCAACAGCUAUGGAUGUGAAACCAGUUGAUCACAAAGAAUACUCCAGGCGUAUUAUCAUGAAUAUAAGGAAACUUGCCGCUCAAGGAGUCUAAUGUACGGACAACACAACGAUUACUCCCAAGAACAGAUCUGGGGAACAUAAAACAACAAAUAGAUUUAUAAAGAUGGUUGACACUUCCCUAAGCUGCAUCAGCUCAUAUAUAAAGCCUGUUAACAUUAACAUUUCUAUCUGUAUUUUCAGGAACACAAAUCUAUCACACUAUAGUGCAUUUCUUCUUCCAGUAUGGCAGCCACGGUCUCAUGCAGCUCAUGAGAUUCCACAAUCACUUGUUUCUAUACAACUACAGACCCCACUUAGGAACACACUUGUAAUGUGACAUUUGAACCUUCAUCUGCAACUAUUGUAAAUAUGCUUAUCAAAUUAAAGCUCUCAUGCCUGCCUUCCUGAGAAUUUUUUUCUCGUGCUAAUUUACAAGAAAGCUUAAUUACAUUUAAACAGGACUUAAUUAGCAUCCAUGGAAGUAAUUGUCGUCUGCUGCUGAGCAAUUGGAUGCCCACCCACAUCCUCUCUUACCCCCCUCUGGAAGGUUCCAUAAGCUUAUAGCUGAUCAGGGGCUGCCAGACCUCUUGUGAAGACUGGGGGCCCAUUGCCUUCGCUGCGUGCUGCCGUUUGCAGUGUGGGGGGGGGGGGGGGGGGGGGGGAGAGAAUGUGCCAUACAGUUUGUAAAUGCCUGGAAUAACAAAAUGGAGAAUUAUUAAUCAAAGACCUAUCUUUUCCAUCUGAAGACUUUCCUUCGGGGUUUAAUAGACUGAGUCAGAUGGUCCUGAUAUUAAUCAAAAUUGUCUCUUCUGAGAAGCUCUGAUAAGCAUUGACUCUCCGGCCCCUGGGGAAAUCUGGCCAACUACAAAGCUUGGCUUUAUUUUUUCAUUUAAAUUAAUAUUGUGCUUUCUUGCUCUUUUUUUUUGACUGUGUAAUUGCAAAAAGUUUUCGGUCUGUACAUUUAGCACAUUUACCUAUAUUUGAGCUGCUGUGUUUUUUCUUUUCUUUUUUUCUCUUCCUCCUUUUUGUAAUGGAUUUAAUCAACAUCGUUAUGUCAAUGGAAAAUGUACCUUUUUAUUCCGAGAGCUGAAUAAAAAGUUUAGUUUUUUGCA